This is a messenger RNA of Vicia villosa (hairy vetch), 4706 nucleotides long. Its product is annotated as two-component response regulator-like APRR3. The transcript has 6 exons. The coding region runs from base 250 to 1047 and encodes 265 amino acids. The record is from RefSeq and is a predicted model, not a curated record. NCBI's taxonomy places the organism in Eukaryota, Viridiplantae, Streptophyta, Magnoliopsida, Fabales, Fabaceae. Gene Ontology annotation, biological process: phosphorelay signal transduction system; cytokinin-activated signaling pathway.
AUUUUGUUGUGCUAUAUUUCAGGUUCAUUUUAUUGAUUUUGUUGAUUUUGAAAGUGUAGACUCAGAAGGGGUUUACUCAAGCAUCGUUCGUUUAGUUUUGAUUGAAAGGCAGAAAUUAGAGUAUCUGCCUAGAAACUGGACAGUUCUUGAAGAGAGAGAACCUAAGGACUGAUGUUCACUUAUGGUGAAUUGUAAAAUCUCAAGAAUUCAAGUUCCUUAGCUCAAUUUCUCGUGGUGUAAUUUGCAGUGAUGUCUUCUCACGAUUCAGUAAGCACGGUGUUCAAAUGUAUGCAAAACGGAGCCGUUGAUUUUCUCAUUAAACUUGUUCGCAGGAAUGAGCUAAGGAACUUGUGGCAGCAUGUGUGGAGAAGACAUACUAUUAGCAAGCCUCCUCAAAAUAUAACAUUGGCACAUGAUAAACUUGAUGUUGCUGAAGAAAACAAUACUGCAAGUAAUAAUUCUAGUGGUUCUGUAGCUUCCACGCAGAAAAUCGAGUGCAGUGGAAAAAAUAGUGAGACUCCAGCUCAAGAUAUGUCCCAGCUGAAGAGUUCUUCGAGUUUGAGCAAUACAGACCAGGUGAAGCACGAAAAUUCUACCAAAUAUGAAUGGGAGUCUACCGAGUAUAAUGACGAAACAGGAGAGAAAUCAGCUUUAACAGCACCUAAAGCUGCAGGGUGUGGCAAAAUUUCAACAGGUUUAAGGCUAGGUCAAAGCUAUGAAUAUAAUGAAACAGAAAACCAAGAUGAAGAAGGGUUAAGAACAGAGUUAGGCAAAGCCAAUCCUCAUGUUAAUACAAAAAUUCAUCGACGCAAUGAUGAACUAGAAGAACAUUCUGCUGGGGCUAUUGACUUGAUGGCUACUUUUGAGAAUCUUCCAAAAAGCAGUUAUGCAGAUUGUAGUUUCAACGGUGGUAACACAGCCAAGUUAGAAUAUGAUACACAAUUGGAACUUUCAUUACAAAGAGAUUAUCCUGGCAGCUCAUCUAAACCUACCACUGAGGAAAGGCAAAAAUUGAAUCAUUCAAAUGCUUCUCCAUUUUCUCGGUGAGCUCACUAUUUGAUUAUGAUUUUUUGAUUUCUUAUUGAUAGCAAAUAAACUAAACAUAUAUUUCAUAAAAAAAUUUCAUUGUGUGUUGACAAAGCAAGAAACUUUAUUUGACACAAUUGACUAAUAUAAUUGGUUUCUGUAAUUCUGCUUAUGCCUGUUCUUUACCUGUUCUUUUCUCUGUCUUGUUUAUGAUGUUAAACAUUUAUAAAUGGUUUUAAAAACCAGCUAAAUUGUAGAUAUCAUAUGAAUUAAAACAACAUGGAGAAUAAAAAUUUAAAGUCUCCGGAAUGGUAAUAUUUGUCAAACUUCUUGAGAGACAGCAGACAUAUUGGCGUGUUUAUCUAAACUAAAUUACUAAGUUAAUAUAUGAAUGAGAAUUCAAUUAUGUUUUAAUAUCUAACAUGAAUUUUUAGAUGACAUCCUAUUUAUAUUCUCUUUUAUAAUAAUAUAUUUGAUGUAGUUCAGGAUAGUUUUUCUGAUGCUGUGUAGCACAUUAGAUUCAAAUUUGAAUAACCAAAUCAUCCAAUGCAUUAAAUGAAUGAAAUGAAUAAAUGAAUGUAAUUUGACAAAUGUACAAGGUAAUAAUACCAUGGAAAUGAACUCACAAUCUGAAACGAAACAACCCACUAUUGACUAGUAUAUAUUAAUUUAAUAAACCAUAAAACUUUUAUACAACCAAUGGCCAUGAAUUUCAUUUUCUCUAUAGACCUUUCUGAAACAUGCGAGUUUGUUGGUUAGAGAUCUUAUACUGUACAAUCCCUUCUAUGGUAGUUAUACCCAAUGUGUAGAAAAAUACAUUGAAUCCUUAUAGUCACCAUCAUAUCUGAGUCUCAGCAUCAAAAUUUUAACAAGUUUCCAAAAGGCAUUAUGAUAGCCACAAUCAUGUGUAUCAAAACUCUUUGAUAUGUGACUUGCCAUAUCUCAUUUGGUGAACUAGUGUCUCAGAUUGCCCAAUCUCACUGGCAGCCUUUUUAUUCUUGUCCUUGACCAGACGAGCUUUGCACACAGCUUGUUGGAUUUGUCUUUCAUGCUCCUUGAGGAUCUCUUCAAAAUUAGCCUCUGGAGGCAGUAGGGGCCCAGAAUAGUUUAUGUGCCCAUUUUUGGGAGCAUUACCCUGCAAUCACAAAUAAAAGCAAGUCAUUACUAGAGAAUUCCAGUCAGUCACAGUGAGCAUAAAAACUAUUAAAGAAAAAAGGAACAGUCUCCGGAAUGGUAAUAAAAAUUGUUCCAUUACGUAGCGCCAAGACUUCUGGUGAUACUGUGAAUGAGAAGAUUUUCCUUAGCAGGAGAGUUUGCAAAGCUGAGAAUAAUAACUUGGCGCUAUAGCUGUGUAGGGUAGUGAAAUUUAAACAGACCGUAAUUUCCUACGAUCCACAAUUGGCAACUCCGUGGAUAAGUGAUUACAAAAGACUCGAUAGUAUUAGAAAUGAAAUCGCUAGAGAUAAAAUUGGGGUAAAUUUUAGUGUAGAAAAGGUAGCAGUUUAUUGUCUUAUGUGGUUUGAGCAUAUGGAUAGAAGAGUUGUAAAACUAUUGAGCUUCAAAUUGGCCUCAAGAACUACGAUCCACAAAAGGAUAAACAUUUCAGCGGCUCCAUCAAGUUGCCUCACAUCCCUCGCCCUAAGAUGAAGAUUUGUAUGCUUGGAGAUGCCCAACACGUUGAAGAGGUAUACAUCUUCUCCAAUUGUUGAACUAAUUUGUGAAUAUUUGAUUUCGUGCUGCAAUGUUAUAUCUCAAUUUAACGCUGCUUCAUAGUUUAUAGCCUUUAUAUGCUUUCUAAUUGUUACGAAUUUGUGAAAUUUAUUGAAAAGACACAAUGCUUCUGAAGUUAUAUAGCCCAAUUCUGUAACCAUUGUUCACAUAAUUGUUGGCACCACCUUUAGGUUCAAUAAUUCUGGUUUGUUAUUUUGUGCUUUAGUAGGAAGAGAUUUUUCAUGUAUAGACAUUAGUUGUGUUUGUGAAUGUAGGAUUAGAAAUGCAAAACAACAUCGUUGAUCCUUCUAGAGUGCACAUUAAGGAGCUGGAUUGGUUAAAAAAGUGUUUGUAAUGAGUUAUUGAACAAAGUUACUAUACUUGAAGUUACUCUAACAGUAACUUGAUCCUUCUAUUUUGAUUAUUGUUAAUCUAUUUAUGUUGUUUCUGUUGAACCUUUGGUCAGUAGUUUCUGAUAUCAAACUUUGGUUUUAUGGUAUUAAUUGCUUUGAAUUUAUGGUGUUAAUUGCUUUGGAUUAUCUAUAUUGUCGCGUGUGAACAUAAAUCUUAAUGAACUAAGUUUACGAACAAAGUUGAAAUUUGAGAAUUGAGUAGUACAUCAAGCCUCAUGGCAUGGCCAUUCACUGCAUAGUUUUAAAUUGUGCAUUUCAUAUGCUACUAGGUUUUCUUUCAUAAUAACAAUGAACAUACUCUAGCAUAAUCUGUGUCAUUUUGAUUCUGAAUAGUGUAUAAUCCGCAUUUAAAUUUGCUUUGUACUUGUAUAAGUUGUUUAAUGUUCUUUAUUUUGGCUUUUAUCUUUGGUAUUGGGAAUAUCUUUAUUGGGAAUAUUUCUUAGAUUCUUAAUCAUCUAGUGGUAUUAUUAGCAAUCUCUUAUUCUUUGUUUAGAAUUGGGGUGUUAGAUCAUAACAUGGCUUCAUCUUCAUUGCAUAGUCUCGAUAACGUCGUUUGGACGACCUCCUAACUCAAAUGCAGCUUUAGCAUAAUGUUGGCAUGAAUGAGAUUCAUACCUUGCUUCGUGCUUAUGUUGAUCACAGUUCACAAGACACAAACGAUCAUCAUGGAGUGAAAUCAAAACAUUUACUCUAUCCAGAUCUUCAAGGUGGAGUUUCCCUGAUGUAAUGGUAAGAUCAAUUUAAUGGUAAGAACGUUCAUGACUUUUGAUGGAGUUUCCCUUAUUAUACAAGUAUGAUCAAUUUUUUCUCUUCGAUGAAACUUUGGCAACUUUGAAUGCGUGAUUCACCUUGAUGGCUUAACUUUGCAGUGACACUUGAAUUAUAUGCGUCAGAAUCAGUUAUGAACUAUCUAUGAUUUAUUUGAAUUGGGUUUUGUUAGAGUAAGUAGUACUAAAUGAUUGUGUUCAAAGUGGUUAAUAAUAAUAGUAAGGUGUGAAGCUGAAUCAGAAUCAGUUAAAAUGAUGGACUAAGGGUGCAGGCCAGAAGCUGAAAUUGCUGCUCUCAGGCAUGAACUUACACAAGAAGUUGUUGCUUGGUAUAAACUAACCAUCCUAAUGUCACAAAAGGCUCUGAGUGAGAAAGGCUAUGAACUUGUUUCCGGUGGGACUGAAAAUCAUCUAGUUUUGGUGAAUAUGAAGAAAAAGGUAACCCGAUAACUACUUUGACUUUGCUUGAGAAGAUGAAGUCGGUGUACACGAAUGUAGAAGGUCUUCCUCCGAAUUGAAUUGUGGAAAGCAAUUGCUUCUCUAGGGCGUGGUAUUUUGGCCAUGGAUGAAUCCAAUGGUACAUGUGGAAAGCGGUUGGAUUCAAUUGGACUAGAGAACAACCGAAGCUAACCGUCAAGCAUGGCGUAAAAUUAUAUAUGAAGAAAGUGUUAUGACUUGGUUAAAAUAUAAUUUUUAUGUGUAUGAUUUUAUAGUACUUGAAAUAUUAUGAAUGCACAUGAUUUUGUAUACUUUUGGUUAAUAUUAAAAAUAUUUUGACUUAGUUAAAAUA